CUGUCGGCGUUUGGUGAGCAAAAGUCUCCACACCACAGUGUGUCUGAAGAAAACUGGAACAGAGCGCUGGUGGUUGGAGCGCCAUUUGAAGGAUCCCUUUGUCAAGGCAACGAAGCGGGAGCAUUACCGCUGCCGAAGUGCCUUCAAAUUACUAGAAAUUGAUGACAAGCUCCAUAUUCUUCAUCCAGGGCUUUCUGUUCUUGAUUGUGGAGCUGCGCCUGGUGCUUGGAGCCAGGUUGCUGUAGAGAGGGUCAACGCCUUAGGUACCGAUCCCGCUGUCCCCACCGGCUUCGUCCUUGGCGUUGACCUCCUGCGGAUUUCUCCUCUGGAAGGAGCAGUCUUCCUGUCGGAGGCUGACAUUGCAGACCCACGCACGCUGAGGACGAUUCAGAGUCUGCUUCCUGCAGAGAAGGUGGAUGUUAUCUUGAGCGACAUGGCACCUAAUGCGACAGGCAUUAAAGAACUGGAUCAUCAGAAGCUGAUCAAUCUAUGCUUAGGCCUGCUGAAUCUGUCACAAAGUAUUUUAAAGCCAAAAGGAACAAUGCUCUGUAAAUUCUGGGAUGGACAUGAGUCCCGUCUUCUGCAAAACAGACUAAAGGAGCAGUUCCAAGACGUGAGACCUAUAAAGCCUCAGGCCAGCCGGAAAGAGUCUGCUGAAUCUUACUAUUUGGCAAGACUGUACAAAGGGAAAUGAAAGCUGAGAACCACAGGUUUUCAAACAGUUGAUUGAUUGGAAAUCUGAAUUUUGUGUGUGUUUAAAGAAAAAUCCCACCAUUAAGACCC
This is a messenger RNA of Fulmarus glacialis (Northern fulmar), 783 nucleotides long. It is a transcript of the gene MRM2, whose product is annotated as FtsJ RNA methyltransferase homolog 2 (E. coli). NCBI's taxonomy places the organism in Eukaryota, Metazoa, Chordata, Aves, Procellariiformes, Procellariidae. Gene Ontology annotation, molecular function: rRNA (uridine-2'-O-ribose)-methyltransferase activity. Gene Ontology annotation, biological process: RNA methylation. The annotation marks the transcript as partial. The transcript is spliced from 2 exons. The record is from RefSeq and is a predicted model, not a curated record. Gene Ontology annotation, cellular component: mitochondrion.